AGGCGUCUGGCUGCAGCGAUUGUGCACUUUUGAUGGCAUGUUCUCUUUGAACGAGAGCAUGUUCUCGGCCCUUCAUCUUCUCAGGAGUUAUAACCAGUACAUUGGACCGGUGUCAGAUAGUGAAGUUCAAGUAUCACAGGAAGUUGGAAGAGAUGGCUUGGUGAACCCUUUGGUAUCAACUCCUCUGUUUUUGCCUCCGCCGCCCUACCCUUACACAUCACCCCCAAUUUUAUCAUUACCUCAAACGGACAUCAAGUCAGCUCUGAGAACGGUCGGAUCACCGAGAAGGCCGAGGAGUGAAAAGAAACCAAUCCCUGUCGAACAAAAGGAUGAGAAAUACUACGAAAGGAGAAAAAGGAACAAUCAAGCGGCAAAAAAAUCAAGGGACGCAAGAAGGCUGAGAGAGGACCAUAUUGCUCUCCGGGCUAGUAUGCUCGAACAUGAAAAUGCCGUUUUACGGGCCCAAGUUAUCACUUUGAGAGAAGAAGCGCAAUCGUUGAGGCAACUUUUGCUCCACCAUAAAAUGUCCGAGCCGCAUGAAAUAUGCUCUCUGAAGUAGACGAAACAGUUCUCAAGUUGUUGAUUUUUGUUGUUUUAGAUGUUGAAUUUGGUGAAUAAAAGAAAAAUAGCGAGGCAGAAAAACCUAUUAAAACCUACUGUAAAUAACCGAUCUUUACCUAUAAAAUCAAAUCAUUUGUUUCUCAUUGUUACUGAAUUUGCGUUAGUAAGUAGUCUCUUAGGUCAAUUGUACAAAAGGAU
Molecule: messenger RNA, 759 nt
Organism: Cimex lectularius (bed bug)
Lineage: Eukaryota; Metazoa; Arthropoda; Insecta; Hemiptera; Cimicidae
Product: basic leucine zipper transcriptional factor ATF-like 3
Exons: 4
Coding region: 38-559 (173 amino acids)
Biological process (GO): regulation of transcription by RNA polymerase II
Cellular component (GO): nucleus
Molecular function (GO): RNA polymerase II cis-regulatory region sequence-specific DNA binding; DNA-binding transcription factor activity, RNA polymerase II-specific
Source: RefSeq, a predicted model, not a curated record